Molecule: messenger RNA, 1352 nt
Organism: Cuscuta europaea
Lineage: Eukaryota; Viridiplantae; Streptophyta; Magnoliopsida; Solanales; Convolvulaceae
Source: the annotation of a GenBank genome assembly
UCCACCCCGAAACCAAGGGGGUACUAACUAACAGCUGAGUCCUCUCCGAACCGCAGGAGAUAGUUGCCCAUCAUACGGCUCACCAACUUCACUUGCCUCUAUGGGAGGCUCGCUCCGGGCAGGUUCGGAUCACUUACAAUACACGGGCUCUACGAAGGAAGGGGUUAGGAGCGUUUUCAAUAUGUAACCAAUGAAAUACUGUAUUUGUUCGAUGAGAAAUGCGAGUCUAUUUUGUCCACUUUCUGCAUCCCCCUCUAUCAAAAUGAUCAAAAAGGAAGGCGAGCUUGCUUCUUAUUCCCGUGUUUGAUCUCUUCCAUCUCUGCCUGGCUCGUUGUCACCUAUGUUGAAGAAAGGUUUGGAACCUUGUAGAGAAUGAAGAGGGGCCAAGGAUCUUCCUCUCAACAGUGCUUUUCGAGGCUCCCCCCUUAAUAAGUAAGGCCCCGUUAGCCUGGGGGAUAAAUAGUAAGGAUUGAAGCCCCCUUAGCUCUGGACAGGGGUUAGCUUUGUCAAUGUGUAGAGCCCUGUGUAGUGUGGUGUAGUAGUAGGCACUUCUAGGCCCCUUCCCGGCUACUGGAUCACUCCAGUGCUUCGGGUACUACGGACCCUCUGCCAUCCAUUGCAGCAGAGCCGUUUCAUGAGUGGGGGGGAGUUCUUUUCAUUCAACGUUGAAUGCUUUUUCUAUAUCAAAAUAGAAAUCAGAUAGCAUAGAUGGCAUAUAUGACUAAAAAAAAUGGAUAUUUAGAGUCACCCCAAAUCCUUUAUUUUGUUUUGCCAGGAAAUACUGCUUUGGACCCAGGAAGCGAAGGGAAUGAGCUCGGCUGCUUCUCCUCCACACUUCUUUUUCUUCGUGCCCGUUCCGCAUGCGCUUCGCGCGCCAUUGGCGCUUUGCUCUCCUCUUAUUCUUCAUUGGACGGUUCGGAUGGACUUCGCCGUUCUUUCCCAACUAAAAUAGAAAGGGCUGUAUCACAUCGAGAUGUCGAUUCGUUUUCCGCCCCCAAUGAGAUGGGGAAUUUGUAACCCCCUAUUUCCCUUCAUCUUUCUGAAUCGAGACCCGGCCCGGCUCGCGUCGUUCCAACAACCGGCGGGGAGCACCUCAGUAUACGAUCGCGCGGAGUAACUGGGAGUCAUUACACCUAAGGCCAACUUCAAUUCACCAAACUCAGGUUCAUCUUGUGUAGUGAUUGUGGACUCGUACAAGGAUAUUGAGUAGACGGUUUCUGUAUCAGACUCGACCCUAUCUUUCGUAGCAUGCAUUCCCAUCCGUGUCGCAACUGAUUCGGUAAGCUACGUGUCCGGUGCACGGAGAACUGCCUUCGGUCCCCCAAACUGACUGACUCGUGGAAACCUUCCGG